AUGGAGGAAGACAAAUACACUCAAUACUGUUUUCAAGACGGAAACUCUUCUUGCAGAAAGGAUUCACUAUCAACAUCUAUUUACGUAACACUGUACAUCUUCUUCUCCUUAAUUUCAACGUUUACAGUAUUUUUGAACCUACUGGUGAUCAUCUCCAUCUCUCACUUGAAGCAGCUCCAAACUCCAACCAACCUGCUCAUCCUCUCUCUGGCUGUGUCAGAUCUCCUGGUGGGACUUAUUGUGAUACCAGCAAUGACUGUAGCAAUAAUGGAGUCAUGCUGGGUUCUUGGGGAAUAUUUUUGUGUGUUGCUUCUCUACACCUAUUUGUUAUGUACGUCUUUAUCUCUCGGCAAUUUAGUCUUGAUAUCGUUUGACCGUUAUGUUGCUGUUUGUGAUCCCUUAUUGUAUCACUCAAAAAUAACAAUACCAAGAAUGAAGUUGUUCAUAUUUAUUACCUGGUGUUGUUCCAUCAUAUACAAUGCUGUUACUCUAAAACUUACUGUAAAUACAGAGGUUCCCAGUAGGUGUUUUGAAGAAUGCUAUUUUUCAGAAGGAUUUACCUCGGGUAUCAUCGUGGACCUCAUUAUUUCACUGGUUACCCCAUGUUCCAUUAUUAUAACACUUUAUUUGAAAAUAUUUGUGGUGGCCAGAUCACAGGCCAAAAAGAUCUCCUGGUAG
This is a messenger RNA of Esox lucius (northern pike), 678 nucleotides long. RefSeq names its product trace amine-associated receptor 13c-like. The record is from RefSeq and is a predicted model, not a curated record. Gene Ontology annotation, biological process: G protein-coupled receptor signaling pathway. Gene Ontology annotation, cellular component: membrane. The transcript has 2 exons. Gene Ontology annotation, molecular function: trace-amine receptor activity. Lineage: Eukaryota; Metazoa; Chordata; Actinopteri; Esociformes; Esocidae. The coding region runs from base 1 to 678 and encodes 225 amino acids.